ACACAAAACCAGAAGUCUCCAGUUUUGUGUAUAUCCAAAGCUUUCUCUUACUGAGUUGUAGUUUCCCAAUGAAGCAUUCUCCCCAAGAUUUUAUAACAACCCAUCCUUGGGUAAGUUUCUGCUAAAAUUACAAAAGUUUUGUACCAAGGAAGAUGCCUUCCAGAGCUGAAGCAGCUGUUUAACUCAAAACAUAUUACAGCUUGUGUUAUCUCUAAAUAAAGUAAUAGUAGUUAUGAUAUGCAUCUUGUUGAAAGUGGCUUAAUAUUUUAAUAUUGAUCUUGGACUUUGUUAAUCACUUGCAUAUGUUCAGAGAUGUCUCAAGAUUAGGUUGGUGAUAAUAUUAUAACUUUAAGAAUUUUAUAAUAGAUGAUGGCUCAGCAAUAGAUGUAGUGACCUCCUCUCCAAGUUUCAGAGUCUUCCUCUCCAAGUCUCAAGUAGACCAUAAAAAGAGCUUUGGGACUCAUUCUGAUCCACACAACAUACAAUCUUCUCCCACGGAUUUUGCUUGGGUAUUCGUUCUACGUUAAUAUAGCAUUGUGUCAGAGGAAUGGAGGAGCAAGCUCUGAAGAUUCAAUCUAUAUUCAUUUAUCCGAUCAAAUCUUGUCGUGGAAUCUCUGUCUCUCAGGCAACUGUAACUCAAACUGGAUUUCAAUGGGACCGGUAUUGGUUAGCUGUGAACUACAAGGGAAGAGCAUACACUCAAAAAGUUGAGCCAAAGCUUGCUCUUGUUGAAUCUGAGCUUCCUAAGGAAGCUUUCUUUGAAGACUGGAAGCCAACAAAGAAUUCGUUUUUGGUGGUAAGAGCUCCUGGAAUGAGUCCUUUAAAGAUUCCAUUGACUAAACCAAGCUCGGUGGCAGAAGGUGUGUCCAUGUGGGAAUGGUCUGGAUCUGCCUUUGAUGAAGGAGAAGAAGCUGCUAAAUGGUUUUCUGAUUAUCUCGGAAAACAAAGCCGUUUGGUUCGGUUUAAUAAAGAAACUGAAACUAGACCUUCACCUCCUGAGUAUGCAGCUGGUUACUCUACCACAUUUGCUAAUACAUUCCCUUUCAUGGUUUCUUCACAGGCUUCUUUGGACAAGCUGAAUACAAUUCUUACUGAACCGGUGCCUAUUAAUCGCUUUCGACCCAACAUUCUGGUCGAUAAUUGUGAUCCUUUUGGUGAAGAUCUUUGGGAUGAAAUCAAGAUAAAUGAUCUGGUCUUCCAAGGAGUUAGGCUAUGUAGCCGCUGCAAGUUGCCAACUGUGAAUCAAGAAACCGGAGUUCCAGAUGCAACUGAACCAAUUGAAACUCUGAUGAAAUUCAGAUCAGACAAAGUCUUAAUGCCACACAAGAAACCGCAUGGAAAAGUUUUCUUUGGUAAGGAUAUGGUUUGGAAUUGGAACACAACCAAUAACCAAGGCAAAGGCAGUAAGAUAAUCAAAGUUGGUGAUUCCAUCUCUGUCCUAAGGAUGAUCUCUUCCGUAUCUGAAGCAGCUGUUUAAAGUCGAAUCGAAUAUAAACAUUUUGCUUCUUCUGUUGUGUUGUUAUCUCUAAAUAAUUUUUUUUUUGAAAA
Brassica napus (rape) is the source of this 1548-nucleotide messenger RNA. RefSeq names its product mitochondrial amidoxime reducing component 2. The coding region runs from base 548 to 1477 and encodes 309 amino acids. The transcript has 9 exons. The record is from RefSeq and is a predicted model, not a curated record. Gene Ontology annotation, molecular function: pyridoxal phosphate binding; catalytic activity; molybdenum ion binding. Lineage: Eukaryota; Viridiplantae; Streptophyta; Magnoliopsida; Brassicales; Brassicaceae.